GAAGUUCACUCGCUGGCCGCUAGGUGUCCCCAUUUCUACUCUCCAAACUCAACUGUCUUUGCCACAGGAAGUAAAUGGUUCCUAGACAGGAAGUGGAGUUGUUUUUUUUUCUAUUGGACAGCUGGCUCCUGGGGGGAGAAAUCGGACCAAUCGUGCGAGUUUCAGCCACGGCGUGUGACUCGGGAGUUGUCGCGGCUGUUACUCGGAUGUCCGCCCUUUUCAGCGAGUCCUCCCUCCUCCGCCCGAGCAGCGCUGGUGAAGCGCGGUACUGCAGCUCAGGAGACGAGCUCUCUGAAGUCAGAGCAAGUUUUGUGCAGCUGACCAGCAGAAGAUGAGAUCGGAGAAGUCUUUUCAGCACCGUGCAUUCUAGCCUGUUUGAAACCCUCAAAAGAACAACUUGUUACUCGGAUUAGUUGCCAGUAUACAUAACGUUAACACGUUUUGCUUUUAGGGUUUUCUGUUAUAAUACAUUGUACAUUGUGAUAUACCCUAACAAGAACUACACACACACACACACACACAUAUAUAUAAUUAUAUAUAUAAAACAUCCAUAACUACAUACCCCCCCAAAAAACUCAAUUGAACUGUUAUUAUUACAAGUGGAGUACUUGCAUUCAAAUCACAUUGAGGAUUACUCUUGGCAAAUAUGAAUAACGUAAAGCAAAUAUCGAUCCAAAGCAUUGCUGGUGGCAUGUAUCAAGUACUGCCUGCUGUGGGCGCAGAUGGAAAAAAUAUCUUAAAACUUAUUCCGGUUCAGAAAGCUGAUGGAAAAUACGUUCGAACUGUUACUAAUCUAGCAAGCAGUUGCAAGCAGGCUGUUGUUGAACCUGCUCGAGUUGUCACGCCAACAAAAACCCGCUUCACCACAACUAACAUUUCUCAAAGCCAGCUGCCCGUUCUACACCAAACAAGUCCAAUAAACUACAUUGUUAAAAGUCCUUCAAAUGGACCAGUUGUGCAAAACCAAACGGGGAGAAGGCCAGUCGAGGGAAAUGGUACUUUGCCAUCAACAAGUUCUUCAGUUCAAGUUUCCCCAGUUCCAGUUCUGCCCAGGCAGAAUCAGAACCUGGUUCUGGUACCAACAAGUGUAGUCAAUUCUCAGGGCACGUUUUCUAUUCAUAACCCAAAACACCUGCCUAUCACAUUGAAGUCAUCAGUGUUUCCCAAUGGACAUCUCCUCCAGAUUCCUGUUAAUGCAAAAGUGAAGACCGUACCAGCAAGUGCACUGCCACCAGCCAUUCAGCAGAAAAUACGUGCUGCAUCUGUCACUAGCGGCUCAGGAACUCCUGACCCUAAAACCAAUUUACAGACUGUUCUGUAUGUGACACCAGUGAACACUGUUAGAAUGGUAACAACCAAUCCAACUGUCCAUCCAUCACCUACAGCAGAGUCACAGAACCCGAACCCGGAGAGCGCUCAGCAGUCUGUGAAUGAUACCCCUGUUAAGGGGCCAUCAGAACCUUCUAGGAUUAGUAGCUCAAAUAGUCAGACUCAAGAGAAACCAAUUAAAUGGGUUGUGGAAGAAUGCCCAGAUUCUCCAGCACCGUGCAUCGUUCCUAUCAACAAGUCCAGCAAAAACAGCAUGGCUACAAACAUCUUGAAAACCCUGACAACUGUUGAAAAGAGUGGGGAAAACACUGCCCCGCCACCAGCCGUUUCCCAAGAAACCCACUCCCAGAUUUCAUCAGGAAAAGACAAUGCUUUGGUCAUGUGCAACGGGAAAGUCUUCUUUCUGGCUAAGAAAAGCCCUGAAUUAAUUACACCACCAGUUCAAAAACAGGACGUUAACGAAGCAGCCCAGAGGAUCAAUAUGGAGACGUCGCAGAGCACUAAUUGUGUGGAGCACACAGAUUCUGAAGUCACCUCUACCCAAAACCAGCAUUCAGCAACGUCAAGAGCUGGAGUUACAGGAAUUACCCGUAGGGACAAUGCCACGCCAAUCAUAAUAAGAGAUGAUGCAGAUGAUUUGGGCAGCGAGGUUCAGGAAGUUGGCUAUUCAAAGCCUGAUGUGAUAUUUGUUUCCUACAUAAAACCAAAAAAAGUCGCUGUUGCAAACGUGGAAGGAGGAUCUGUUUCAGAAGUACUAACCAUUAAAGACGAUGAUGAACCUGAAAAGAGCUCUACAGGCCCAGUUCAAGAAUUUAGUGCAGAUGUUUUGGAAGACAAAAGCCGUCAAUGUGAAAGUGAUAGCCAGCUGAGGAAGAGGUUUGAAAUCACUUCCGAUGUUCGAAUACGCUUAGAAAAAAUUCAACCCCAAAUGUUAACAACGGCCUCAACACAAACGAUCUCGUCAGACGCAUCUACAAGCAGGUGCCCUCUGGAAAGGAUUAGGAAAUUAAUUCAGGAGUCGAACGUUGUAAUCAGAACCAAGAAGAAUACUACAGCGACGGUUGAAGUAAAAGUUGACGAAGGCAAACCUGCACCACAAAAAAGAAAAAGUGAAAGCAGCCCCCCAAGCUCAAAGAAGAGUAGAGGAGAAACUCCAGAAAGAAACUCUGAAACUGACUGUAGCGCGCCAAGACAGAUUACACCUACACCAGAACCGCCUUCCCUAUCGCUGCCAGCGGCAAACCCAAGCACAUGCAUGAUGGAAACAGAAGAGGCAGUGCCAUCCUGCUCAAACACCCUCGGUACCGUAUCUCAGGAGCUUUGCAGCCCAGCAGCUUGGCAGCAACACGUUGUGAAGGCUGCUGGCACCAGUGUGGAUGAGCAGAGCUUAGUUGUGGCUCCAGUGGAGUUUGAUGAAGUUGUCCGAGAUGAAAAAAUCAAAAGGUUGAAAGAUAUGUUGAAGCAGCAGGAAGCAGCUGUUGAAUUGAUUAGGAGUAAGAGACAUGUGCCAUGAAGCUGAUCAAAACAAUUGCUGUUUAUGUAUUUAUAUUGAUUUUUGUCUUUUUUUUGUAGUAGCAUUCCAAAAAAAUGUACUGUUCCAUUUCAAUAGCAACAAACAUGAUUUAAUAAAUCGAAACGGAAUCCGAACUCUUUAGUUAACAGGACCAAGUUAUAUGCAAUACAUCUGCAUUUAAUGUGAAAGAUAUCGUUUAGGUUUAUCAUUUGAUAUUUAAACAAAAACAUAUAAACAGCUGCAUUUAUUUGCCUUCUCGUUGUUUCUAAGUCAAUCAGUUACACAGGAGGAAGCAGAUUGGUUUUGAUUUGCCCUCUUAAAUUUAAUACAAAUAAAUAAGUUACCUGCUUGUGCAGGUAGGCAUUAGAUAUAAAUUUGGUUUUAUUUAUUUAUUUAUUUUAUUUAAAACUUAAAAAAAAUGCUGUUCUAGAAUAACAUUUUGAAGUUGUCUGUUGUUGUUUGAAAACUUGACUGUUUCUUUGUAAUGAAAAUAUGUUACAACAGAUGGUUCAUUGCAAGAGCACAUGAAAGCAUUUUUGAGUGUGAAAUGAUGGGCUGAGCACGUUCACGCAGGCUCUUUGGUAUGAUGGUCUUGACUGAGGUGCACACCAUCUUUCCAGGGAGGAUAGCGUCAGAUCCUUGAAUUCGUUGGUAAAGGUGAUAAGGUAGUGCUGAAUACAGUCACCGUCAUUCUUCCACCCAGAUAAUCCACUGCAUUGAUAUAAAGUAAUGGCACCUCAAACAGGAUCCUCGGGAGAAAUUCAGAAGAGAUGAACUCGUCAAAACCAUGAACUGUAGCGUGGCGACUCUUCUGUCCUGCCACGGAUUCUGUAAGGGAGAAGCCAUUGAUAGGAGCUGAAAUUUUUGGCUCUUCUGAAGAUGAUUAGCAGGAAUACGUGCAGCAUCAUACCAUGCUGAACACGCCAGAUGUGAUGGGGUAAAUGUGCGUGUGGGAGGGGGGUUGCUUUAAGAUGUAUAAAAGCAAAAUGUAUAACAGCUUGUCUUUUUAAAAAAAAAAAAAAAUAAUAAUCUUACGUACAAAACUGUAGGAAUGUUGUUUUGCUGAUUUACAAGCACCUCUAUUAAAAGGCUGGAAAAUGCUGCUGUGCUUCGUGAUGUACAUGGUUUAACAGAGAUGAGGAAUGCCUAUCAUAUCCAGAUACUGCACUCGCUGUUUAUUGUGAUUGGACUCAUUAGAAAUCAGCCCUGAAGUCUGAAUUGUGUAACCUUGAUAGCUGUAAGGGGCCAGGCUGCCAUUAAAAAGCUGGUUUGUGUUUUUAUAUCGUUGGCAGAUGAAGAGAUGGUUAUUUUCUUUAUUUUACACCAAGGAUCAUGGCGGCCCUGAAUCGAACUCUAAACACCCAUCAACAAAACUAAGACCAUCUUGCCUCAGCAAACUUAGCUCUGCAAUAUCCAACUCUGACCUAUCGAAGGGUCUGAGGAUCCUUGGGAGGAAAGAAGAUCCUUGGGAAUCUCGCUCUUUUGAAGGGCAUCUUACAGGGGUGGAUGGGCUGUCUGCAC
Polyodon spathula (Mississippi paddlefish) is the source of this 4363-nucleotide messenger RNA. RefSeq names its product ligand-dependent nuclear receptor-interacting factor 1-like. Gene Ontology annotation, biological process: regulation of DNA-templated transcription. The record is from RefSeq and is a predicted model, not a curated record. Bases 647 to 2842 code for a protein of 731 amino acids. The transcript is spliced from 5 exons. NCBI's taxonomy places the organism in Eukaryota, Metazoa, Chordata, Actinopteri, Acipenseriformes, Polyodontidae. Gene Ontology annotation, molecular function: nuclear retinoic acid receptor binding.